AUGGAAACUGUUCCUAAAGAAUUAAGACAUUUGCGUGCUUGUUUAGUUUGCUCGUUGAUAAAGACCAGUGAUCAAUUUGAAAUCGAUGGAUGUGACAAUUGCGAUGAAUUUUUACGAAUGAAAAAUAACAAAGACAAUGUCUUUGAUUGUUCGAGUGCUAAUUUUGAUGGAAUGAUCGCAGCGAUGAGUCCUGAAGAUAGUUGGGUAGCUAAAUGGCAACGAAUAAAUCGUUUUACGAGAGGAGUUUAUGCAAUAUCAGUAUCGGGAAGAUUGCCAGCGGCCGUAAUUAGGGAAAUGAAAAGCCGGGGAAUUGUUUAUCGUCCACGUGAUACAAGUCAAAGAUAA
Cotesia congregata is the source of this 345-nucleotide messenger RNA. The record is from the annotation of a GenBank genome assembly. Lineage: Eukaryota; Metazoa; Arthropoda; Insecta; Hymenoptera; Braconidae.